GAGGGCGGCGCGGGAGGGACGCGGCGGCUCGUCCGGGCGGCGCGGCCGCUGGCACCAUCCGCGCCGGCUGCGGGAGCCCUUCCUCGGCGGCGGCGGCGGCGGCUUCCCAGCGGAGCCAUGGUCCCCGUGGGGAGAGAUGCUCGGACGUCCCGCUUGCCGCGCCGUGGGUGAUGACGAGGAGGGCCUGGCCGCGGCAUGUUCUGACCCCGGGGUUCCCGCACAGGCUUGGAGCGGCACUGAGAAACACACGGGGGGGCCCGGAACACGAUGAACAAACUGAACUUCCACAAUAACAGAGCCAUGCAGGACCGACGCAGCGUCUGCAUUUUCCUCCCCAACGACGAGUCCCUCAAUAUCAUCAUAAAUGUUAAAAUAUUGUGUCAUGAAUUACUGGUCCAGGUAUGUGACCUGCUACGGCUGAAGGACUGCCACCUCUUUGGACUCAGCGUCAUACAGAACAAUGAGCACGUGUACAUGGAGUUGUCCCAGAAGCUGUACAAGUACUGUCCAAAGGAGUGGAAGAAGGAAGCGAGCAAGGGCUUAGACCAGUUCGGUCCCCCAAUGAUCAUCCACUUCCGGGUGCAGUAUUACGUGGAGAACGGCCGCCUGAUCAGCGACCGCACGGCCCUGUACUACUACUACUGGCACCUGAGGAAGCAGGUGCUGCGCUCGCAGUGCGUCCUGCGCGAGGAAGCCUACUUCCUGCUGGCCGCCUUCGCCUUGCAGGCCGACCUGGGCAACUUCAAGCGGAGCAAGCACUACGGGAAGUACUUCGAGCCCGAGGCAUACUUCCCCGCUUGGGUGGUGGCCAAGCGAGGGAGGGGCUACAUCCUGAAGCACAUCCCCAUCAUGCACAAGGACCAGCGGGCGCUGCCUGCCUCCGAGGCGCACCUCCGGUACAUCAAGGAGGCCGUGCGGCUGGACGACGUGGCCGUGCAUUACUACCGGCUGUACAAGGACAAGAAGGAAAUCGAGGCCUCCCUGACCCUGGGGCUCACCACGCGGGGGAUCCAGAUAUUUCAGAAUGCGAACGGCGAGAAGCUCCUGCUGUUCGACUUCCCCUGGACCAACGUGGGGAAGCUCGUCUUCGUGGGCAAGCGGUUCGAGAUCCUGCCGGACGGGUUGCCAUCCGCCCGCAAGCUCACCUACUACACCGGCUGCCCGCUGCGCUCCCGCCACCUGCUGCAGCUGCUGAGCAGCAGCCACCGCCUCUACAUGAACCUGCAGCCCGUCCUGCGGCGGAUCAGGACGCUGGAGGAGAACGAAGAGAAGAAGCAGUACCGCGAGUCCUACAUCAGCGACGCGCUGGACCUCGACGGGGACCCGCUGGAGAAGCGCUCGCGGGCCAGCGGGAGCAGCUCGGGCAGCGCCAGGCCCCCGGGCCUCUCCCGCCACUCCACCGCCAGCCACGGCAGCUCGCACACCUCGGGCAUCGAGGCCGACCCCAAGCCGCGGGAGCGGGCCGCCGAGGAGGACUUCCUGCUGGCCGCCGUGCACCACACGCUCCGGGCCUGCAGCUCCCUGACCAGCCGCGGCAGCUCCCACACCUCCGGCGUGGAGAGCGGCGAGAAGGAGCGGCCCGAGGAAGACUCCUCCCAGGAGGACGAAAUUGAGAUGCUGGUGGAUGACCCCCGAGACCUUGAGCCAGCCAGCGAAACGUCCCUGGAUGACGUGAGCCCCGAUGUUUGCAUUUACAUCACGGAGGACAUGCUGGUGGCCAGGAAGUGCAACGGACAAUCAGGACUGGUCGUCAAGGAAGUCAGCUCCUCCACAUCAAGUUCCUCGGAGACGGUGGUGAAGCUCCGUGGCCAGAGCACGGAUUCCUUGCCGCAGACGGGCGGCAGGAAACCCAAGACCUCCACCGACAGGCACAGCCUGAGCUUGGACGACAUCCGGCUGCACCAGAAGGACUUCCUGCGCCUGGCCAGCCUGUGUCAGGAGUCGGCGCAGAGCUUCACCUUCGGCUGCGGCCACGGCCUGGCCGGGGACAGCCUCUACUGCAGCGGCUGCCUCGCACAGCAGUGCGUCAACAUGCAAGACACUUUCCCCGUCAAGAGGGCCAGCAAGUACUUCUCGCUGGACCUCGCCCACGAGGACGUUCCGGAGUUCGUGGUCUGACGCUGCCCUCGCGGCCCUCUCGAGAGACAAUCCAGGAAGGCGUCGUCCCUUCGUGAGCUCCUUCUGGUGCCAACGGGGAUCCCCCCCUCAGCGUCUUUUUGGGAUGCUUUGCAAUCAAGGCCUUCCUCCGCACUUUUCCAGGUUCCCGUCCCGGCAGUGGGAUCCUGGGCACGGAUGUUCGGGGGUGGAACUCAACGCGAGUGUAAAUCGGUUGGAUUUCGAAAACCUGGUUUCUCUCAAAGCAGCUCCUUGGCCUCUCUCAUUUUGACAAAAGAAGAAAGAUGCACCAUGUUGCUCUUUUUUAAUUGUUCUGUCCUCGUCCUUCGCCUCCUGGGAGCCCUCAAAUCUUCCAGAUGCCCUUCUUUUUUUCGCAUUUGCAACUUUUGUUUGGUCUCUGCCAUUGUGGUGUAGGUGCUAAAUGUGAGAAUGUUGUCUUUAUUUUUCCCCCCCGCUUGUUCAACUCUAUUAAGCCAAAGAAACUCAUGUGCUCCCACAUGGGUGACAUGGAGACCGAGGCCUGAGCCAUAACAAACCAAAAGGACACUGUGAGUGUCGAGAAGACGGCAGGAAGGCGGACCAAGUUGUGAGAUGCGGUCAAUCCGUUUUGCGACUUUGCUUCUUCGCCACACACAAAGUUCUUGGGCUGCGAUCCAAGCCAAGCCUCCAUCGGAUACUUUGAGAAGUUUACAAAAAACCAAAAACUGGUAUGCAGAGAAUGGGAUUUAGAAAGCUUCUGGAAGCUUUUUUGUUUGUUUGUCCGUUCGUUUGUUUCUUUUUAUCCCUUGGGGGAAAAUGCUAAAGAACAAAUCUUUAAGGAUGUAGCAAUAAGUUUGGUUGACCAAAGUACCUUUAAGUUAGGGGUGGGGGGGAGAAUAUAUAAAAGUACAUAUAUAAAUCUAUAGAGAGGAAUCUCUGUUUAAUGGAUGUUCGAACUUAAAGAUCCCAUGUUUUAUUUUUAUUUUGUUUGAACUGCCUUUUGUAGAAAGAGUUACCUAAUGCCUCGUUUCUUUCAUAUAUAUAUAUAUUAUAGAUACACACACAGGGAUGCGGGAGGGAGUGAUCAAGAGAGAGAGACUCCUGUAAGGGCUGACCUGAUGCAGGGAGAGGGAAGGGGUCUCCCUUCUUGCUCGUUUUGGGGAGGUGAGGAGGUUCCCGCAGAAUCCAGUAGGAAGGGGGAGAAUCCCCGCUGCCUGGUUUGCGUCCGGCGCACCUGGGCCGUUCCCCACAUCGGGCAUUCGUGCUCACUGCAGCACCUGCUCACCUGGCGUCUCACCUGCCCAGCAGGUUUGUGAAUGCCCAGCGGUCUGCAGUGGGGCAAAGGAGAGCUUUCUGCACCUUUACACCUUGGGCUUCAGGGGGACUCUCAGAACCCCCUGCAGUUCUGUCAGCCCGGCCCACUGGGGCUUUGGGCCUCUGCCACGCCAGGGGCAGGGAGGGGUUGGAACCCAGCCUCGCCCCCAUCUUCCCCCCCACUCCUCUCAGCUCGCCCCCCAGCGGGAUGUGUGGCUUUUACAGACGCACAUGAAGUGCGCCCGGCCGCGACGCCUGCAUUUGGCCCAAGCCCCCUGGCCCGUCCCUUUCUGUGCCUCCGAGGCCCCCGUGAAAUAAAAGCUUGCGCACGUGUGUGCUGCAGAGAGCGAGGAAGGGCCAGGGCUUCCCACAUCUUGUGCGUGUGCGACAGAAAUGCACUGGCCGCUGCAGAGUAUCUUUGCCUCGCCCUGUGCUUUUUAAACGGGCCCGGAUGGUCCCUUGUCUGGGAUUCAGGUGCCUGCAAGCCAUUACAUGGAGCUGUUUUCCCCAAGCGGUUUUUAAACACACACACCAUAGAUACACACACACACACAACACGACUCAGAGCACAAUGCCUUUUGAAAUUAUCUAUCUAUAUAUAUAUAUAUUUAAAGAAUUUUGUACCCACAGCAAUAGCAUUCCCAUAUUUUGAUAACAUUGUCUUUUUAUAAAGCUGAAAGCAUACAGAUAUUUUUGUAAAGAGGGCUUACCUUCCGUUUUCACAGCAUCCCGGUGAGUCCAGAAAGUCUGCCUAAAAUGGCCUUCCCCAGCCACGUGCCCUCCAGCUGGGCCAGGACUACAACCCCCAUCAUGCCACACUAGUAAGGCAAUAUCAGGCGUCCACGAUGGGAGAGGCGGUCCCGCACAGCCGGUGGGCUUCAGUGGGGUGAAGCCCGGUCCAAACAAACAGAGAAGGGGCUCGUGGUGCAGCGAGGGGUGUGGGGGGGGGCUGCCCCACCUGGGUGCCCCCCUUGGUGUCCGUUAACGGCUGUUUCAGCUUGCUACGCAAGCUCUUGUUGGGUUCCCAGCCAGUGCCCCCUUCCCAGCCAGCCGGCUCCCCUCUGGCCAUGGGGACCCCAAGGGGCGCAGCUGCCCCUCAGAGGAAAGGCGUGCCAUUUCUGGGUCUCUGCUCUCCUGCUCCAGGUGGUUUGGGGAGCCGAGACGCAGGCGGGGGGGCUCUUCCAGGCGGCUCCGGAGGCCCGGAAGGAAGGAGCCCAGGUGCCGACCGGGCCUGCAGCUGACGCUGGAGAUCGUGGUUGGCUCAGUCGCAGGACGUUGUACCAAAGAGAGAGGAGGGGGUUAAAAUCAGCCUGUCUGACAAUCGCUUGUC
Messenger RNA from Varanus komodoensis (Komodo dragon), 4738 nucleotides. It is a transcript of the gene FRMD6, whose product is annotated as FERM domain containing 6. Gene Ontology annotation, cellular component: cytoskeleton; cytoplasmic side of apical plasma membrane. The coding region runs from base 268 to 2118 and encodes 616 amino acids. Gene Ontology annotation, biological process: positive regulation of hippo signaling. Lineage: Eukaryota; Metazoa; Chordata; Lepidosauria; Squamata; Varanidae. The transcript has 14 exons. The record is from RefSeq and is a predicted model, not a curated record.